CAAAGGCCCUUUCUCAGUUGAUAGUGCCAUCUCCGAAGAUGAUGAGUCAAAAGAAGAAGAGAACAAAGCAAAUCCAUUACUUAAGAGAAACACCAAUAUGACUGACACGGAAAAUGAGUAUUACUUUUUUGAUAAUAAAACAGAUGUUUAUACCAAGCACAACAAAGACGGACCAAUUAUGGAGGAUGUAAAAAGAACUUCAAGCAUCUCCAACGACGACGCGGAAAAAAAUAAAGAUGAUGAAACAUCAUUCAUCAUCCCUCCCGAGCAUCAAAAAAAAAUCAUGUAAGCGAUGAUUCUGAAAAUCUUUUCCUUGAUAACAGAAAGGAUUUGUCUACGAGAGCUAUAAAAAUAUCUCCCUGAUUAUGGAGAGAAAUACCACCGAGCACUUCAAAAUGUCACUUCAUGCAGAAAAAGAUCUUAGAAUGCGAAAAUAAAGCUCUCAAUUCGUCUUAAAUGAGGAAAUAAAAAAACACUACGAUUCAGCCUGAAUCUGCAGUGGACGGUCUGAAUAAUCCCUUCAAUGAUGAAGUAUCGACUUCAUAUACGGUUAAAUGCAAUUCAAUGACUGAUGAUGUUUCUGCGCAUCCCUUGUUAUUAACUUCCCAAACACCCACUCUGUUGACUGCACCUCUCAUGCAUCCGUAUUUCAGAACUACUCCCUUGACUGAUCAUUCAUAUGCAUUAACAGAUGCAUCUCACGCCCGUAACAUUUUGAAAGAGAUUACUAAUUGGCAUAAUAAUGACAAAUCAACACUUCAGCCGAAGGAACAUUCAAUAAAUGCAAGCAUCGAAAGAAAUAUAUAAAUAUACGAUCAGAUAAUGCCAUUUUUGAUAAAGAGGAUAUCAUCACCAUAAGCGACUCAAGUGAGACCUCUUCAUCGAAUCUCUUACUCAUGAAGAAAGACGAUCAGGGUAAAGAAUUACUUGCUCAGACUCAAUCGCUUAAAAGAAAAGUGGAACAUGUGGAAUCAAAAAAUUAUGGCCCAACGAAGAGGAUGAAAACUGGAAAGAAUGAGAAGAGCAAGCAAUUGGGUUACUAUUUCCGAAAUCAUAAAGAGCUUAGAAUUAAAAAUCAGAGAAUUAAUUCUAAAAAAACAGGAUUAAUAUUCCCCAAUGGUAAAACGUGUAUCAAGCCGUUGAGAAUAAAACUUUUGGAAGUUUGAAUCGAAGGUGAAUAGAAAGCUGUUGCCUAAAGAAGUGAAAGUCCGUCCGCUCAAUACCUGCGGUUUAGAUUCAAUUCUCCAUAUUUUAGAAUUUUGGGUGAUCGAUCACCCCUUAUAUGAGUCAUUUGCAAAAGACUCUGAUAGUAAAGCCAUUAAACUCCUUCUUUCUUUCAUGAAAAAAGGGGCUACUGCGGAAGUACAGCAGGAACGGUUGAGACUCCUGAAUACAGUAUACCAGCUCAAUGCUGUCGAUUCACUUGAUAUCAUUUGGGAACGAUUCUUGACCGGCGAACCAAGUCGUUUCACAUGUAAAAAUCCAGAUUGUAACGUUGAACGCACACCAAUGUAUUUGAUUCAUGUGAACGAGAGAAUUCUGCUCGAAGGUGGUUAUAAAGACUUGGAAAAAGUUCUUCAAUAUCGUCCAGUUGAUUAUAACAAGAAAUGUCGAUCGAAAUGUGGCUAUGAAAGUGAGGAGUAUACCACAUUAAAUCUUCACAUUUGCAUAAGUUUAGAUGUGCGUGAGCCUACGAACAAAUUAAGAACCAUGGAUGGUCAUUUAAAUGAUUUUCCUCCUUACCUUUAUCUAGAGAGACCUUAUAGACUGGUAGGAAUCAUCCAUCAUGAGCCAGGACUAUCGCUUCCAAACUUUGAAGAAGGACAUUUACAAACUUCAGAGCCGGGCCACUUCUCAGCAUAUAUUCUUCAUACUACAGGAUCGUGGAUCCAUUGUGAUGAUUAAGAGGAAAACAUCAACUAUACGUGCAAACCAAGUCAAACUGUGAAACCUCAUGCUGCAAUUUACGUCAUCUGUGAGACCGAAUGCGACAUUUAAAAACGAUUCUUCGAUAAAAUUACCUAAAUUACCUUAAGUUACCUUUCAAUGAGAAAUGUUAUAAAGUUCUGUACUUAAUAGGAUUUAUUUUUUUUUAUUUUCUUCUCCCUAGGAAAUUUUCGAAAAAAUUUCAGAGAAAAAUGAUAUUCUAUUGACUUUUAUAAA
Molecule: messenger RNA, 2163 nt
Organism: Bactrocera tryoni
Lineage: Eukaryota; Metazoa; Arthropoda; Insecta; Diptera; Tephritidae
Exons: 2
Coding region: 1339-1905 (188 amino acids)
Source: RefSeq, a predicted model, not a curated record